AUGCCUUUGCUUGAUUCUUUUGACCCAUUCGCGACCCACCCAUUCACAAACAACUCCGGCGUCGUUCCGCAACCCCCGCAACCGUCACUAUACCCCAUACCAAUGCCAUCCCCACGCGCUCGUCCCAAUCACAUGUCGAGUUGCCCGGUAGACUCCACGCCCCCCUCCUUCCCAACGAAUUCAACACAAAAUUCGCCUCCCUUGCGAUCUCCUAUACCACAAAAGCGCGGACCGGUCUCACCAAUCUUGCCUUCAUCCCCCACACGGCCGAUUUUUACCCCGUUUCAGCGGGAGGUGUCGUCUCCAGACUUGUUAUUGAAGAAAAAAUCCAAUUCUACUAGCGGUAGCUCUCCUGCCAGUCCUAGAAAAUCACUAUAUCUCACAAACUGA
Molecule: messenger RNA, 390 nt
Organism: Laccaria bicolor S238N-H82
Lineage: Eukaryota; Fungi; Basidiomycota; Agaricomycetes; Agaricales; Hydnangiaceae
Exons: 1
Coding region: 1-390 (129 amino acids)
Source: RefSeq, a predicted model, not a curated record